AUGACCAAGGGCGAGACCAUCAAGUGCAAGGCCGCCGUCGCCUGGGAAGCCGGCAAGCCCAUGUCGAUCGAGCAGAUCGAGGUGCAGCCUCCGCGCAAGGGCGAGGUGCGCGUUCAGAUCACCCACACCGGCCUCUGCCACACCGACGCCUACACGCUCUCGGGCUCCGACCCCGAAGGUGCCUUCCCCGCCAUCCUCGGCCACGAGGGCGCCGGCAUCGUCGAGUCCGUCGGCGAGGGUGUCGACCACGUUAAAGAAGGCGACUCGGUCAUCCUCCUCUACACCGCCGAGUGCCGCGAGUGCAAGUUCUGCAAGUCGGGCAAGACCAACCUCUGCCAGGCGGUGCGUGCCACUCAGGGUCAGGGCGUCAUGCCCGACGGCACAAAGCGCUUCUCGUGCAACGGCAAGGAGCUCUUCCACUUUAUGGGCUGCUCCACCUUUUCGCAGUACACCGUGGUGUCGCAGUACUCGCUCGUCGCCAUCGACCCCAAGGCGCCGCGCGAGAAGACGUGCCUGCUCGGAUGUGGCGUGACCACGGGCUGGGGUGCGGCUACCCACACCGCCAACGUCGAAAAGGGCUCCAAUGUCGCCGUGUUCGGUGUGGGCUGUGUGGGUCUGGCCGUCAUCACGGGCGCUGUCGACGCAGGCGCAGGCCGUAUCAUCGCCAUCGACACCAACGACCAGAAGGAGGAGUGGGCCAAGAAGUUCGGCGCCACCGAAUUCGUCAACCCGUCCAAGCUCGACAAGGACAUUGUGGCGCAUCUCGUCGACAUUACCGAUGGCGGUCUCGACUAUACCUUUGACUGCACGGGCAAUGUCAAGGUGAUGCGCAGCGCGCUCGAGGCCUGCCACAAGGGCUGGGGCGUCAGCACGGUGAUUGGUGUCGCUGCUGCGGGGCAGGAGAUCGCCACGCGUCCCUUCCAGCUCGUCACCGGUCGCAGAUGGCAGGGCUCCGCAUUCGGCGGUGUCAAGGGCAGGACCGAGUUGCCCGGUAUCGUAGACAGGUACCUCAAGGGUACCUUCAAGGUGGACGACUACAUUACGCACAAGACCGACCUCGACAACAUCAACAAGGGCUUCGAGUACAUGAAGCAGGGCGAAUGCAUUCGCUGCGUUGCAGACAUGUCGUAA
Moesziomyces antarcticus is the source of this 1131-nucleotide messenger RNA. Its product is annotated as formaldehyde dehydrogenase. NCBI's taxonomy places the organism in Eukaryota, Fungi, Basidiomycota, Ustilaginomycetes, Ustilaginales, Ustilaginaceae. The transcript has a single exon. Gene Ontology annotation, molecular function: S-(hydroxymethyl)glutathione dehydrogenase [NAD(P)+] activity; zinc ion binding. Gene Ontology annotation, biological process: formaldehyde catabolic process. Bases 1 to 1131 code for a protein of 376 amino acids. Gene Ontology annotation, cellular component: cytosol. The record is from RefSeq and is a predicted model, not a curated record.